AUGCCGAUAAAGUCGCCCUUCGAGUCGUCCAUAGCCAAACCGGGCCAGGGCAAAGUCGUCCUCUCUCUCCUCCCACCCUCCGUUCCGACUCUGACGACCUUGACGUAUAAAUACCCACUCAAGCUACUUCCUCGCGUUCCCGGCUUCGUCCCCCAGUCGUCCGGCCUCACCUGUCCUUCUCGACCCGUCCACCUCUACCUUCUGACCUACGGCGGAGGGCUGCUGCCGGGCGAUCACAUCGAUGUCUCCAUCACCCUGAAGCCGCGGACAAGGCUCGUCGUGACAACCCCCCAGGGGAGCACCAAGAUCUUCAAGACCGAGCCCACGGCCAGCGUCAAGGGCCAGCGAGCCACCGCCGCACGCACAUUACCGGACAAGAGCCGCCAGCUGGUCGACGUCCAGAUCGAGAGCGAGGCCGCGCUCUGCUACCUCCCGGACCCCGCCGUCCCCUUCAAGGACAGCCGCUACGAGCAGAUCCAAUCCUUCACCGUCGACACCUCCGCCAAGGACCACACGCGCAGCAGCCUCUGCGUCCUGGACUGGGUGACGCAGGGCCGCAGCGCCCGCGGCGAGAACUGGGAUUUCCACCUCUGGAGGGGCAAGAACGAGGUCUGGACGCACGACGCCGCCGGCAAGAAGAAGCUCCUGCUGCGCGACUCCGUCAUCCUCGACGACGAGGUCGACGCCCAGCUCCUCGAGGACGACACCGAGACCUUCAGCCGCAACGACCUCAUCCGCCAGCGUACCCGCCCCCACGGCAUCAUCGGCACCCUCAUCCUCUACGGCCCCGUCUUCGAACACCUGGCCGCCUUCUUCAUGGACCGCUUCACCUCGCAGCCGCGCAUCGGCGCCCGCAACUGGUCCUCGUCCGCCCCCGCCGCCGUCGAAACGCCCUCCAACGCCGACUCCGAUGUCACCUUCACCGCGGCACGCGUCCGCGAGGGCUUCGUGCUGGUGAAGUUCGGCGCCAACGACUUCGAGACCGCCAAGAAUUGGCUCGGUGAUAUCCUUCGCGAAGAGGGCACGAUCCGCAAGGAGUUUGGCGAAGAGUCCCUGGCCUGCUUAUAA
Molecule: messenger RNA, 1068 nt
Organism: Aspergillus clavatus NRRL 1
Lineage: Eukaryota; Fungi; Ascomycota; Eurotiomycetes; Eurotiales; Aspergillaceae
Product: urease accessory protein UreD
Exons: 1
Coding region: 1-1068 (355 amino acids)
Molecular function (GO): nickel cation binding
Source: RefSeq, a predicted model, not a curated record